AUGUCUUCAUCACCCCAGAGCCCGCCGAGGAGGCCAAGGUUAUCUCUUCAGAUCAAGGCCUUGGCACAUGGUGCAACCGUCCAGACGUCGCGGAACCUCGCUGCCGCAGUCGACGUCACAUCUCCAACCGCCUUCAACACCCUCUCCAAUGUGUACGCUACCACGGUGGACCGGUCGACGCCCGUCCAGGACAAGCCACCAGCGAACAACUUGACAGGAGGGAGGCCGGUGCUUCGCCUGCAGACACAAGAUGGCCCCGGCGCAAAGGAGCGUCGAUUGCACACUCCCUACCUGGGCCCGUUGCUCGACACGCCCCUGUCGGCGCAGCCUAGGUCCCCGGCUACGGGGAAGGAGAUCCGGUUCCCCAGCGCCAUGACGGCCACGCCGCCCAUGUCGGCAGCAGAACAGGAAGGCCAGGUCUUUACCUUUGAUAACUCAUCCACCACACCCGCUACUGCGCGCCCGUCCAGGGGAGGCCAAACACCGACGACACAAAACCCCAAGCGGCGGACGACGAUGCCUGCCAAGAUGGCGAAUCUUCCGUACACCCAGUCUCGGAGCCUGCGCAGCAUCCUUCGCAACUCACCUCUCCCGCCAUUAAGCACAACCACGCCCAUCUCACCGAGGAGACAGUCUGUGCGCCUGCAAGAGAAGGCCGCACGGCGGGUCGCCUACAACAGCCCCCUUUGCCAGACCAUCACGACAAGCAAGUACACCAAGUCGCACGUCGACCUGCUCAGCGAGGAUGCUACGCCCACCACACCAUCCAUGGCUUCUUCGGACGAGGACGUUCUGGACCAGACGAUGGCGUACACGGGCAACGAGACGCGCGACGGAGGCCAGACGCCGGGCCCUUUUGAGGAGAUGCGACGGCGCAUGACCGCGCUGCAUACAUCCACUCCGAUGGCAACCACUCCGGCAACGGCGGGCGGUAUCCGGAAGCGCGGGAAAAAGAAGGAGAAGAAGCGCCGGUGGGUCUGGACUAUCGGCCAAGAAGCCGAGGAUGGCGAGGAUGCCACCAGCACCUACAGCGCAGUCAGCGCAGUUCUGGACAUGGGAGACGAGGCCGACGUGCCGAAACAGGAGACGCUGGCCGUGCCCGUUAUCGCACUA
Molecule: messenger RNA, 1113 nt
Organism: Lasiosphaeria miniovina
Lineage: Eukaryota; Fungi; Ascomycota; Sordariomycetes; Sordariales; Lasiosphaeriaceae
Exons: 1
Source: RefSeq, a predicted model, not a curated record